AUGGAAAGAGACGGAAUGUCGGGCAGGUCUUGGGUGGUACAGUUUCGAUCCGGACUCCGGCUCAACCUUGAUUGUGCUCAGUUGGUGAAGAUGGUGUCCAAGCCAACAGAGUGGCCAGCUUUUGAGAUUUUACUUGACGAAAUGGAGAAAUGCAGAAGGAUGUUCCAGACAUUCUCCCUUACACACAUCCCCCGAACAGAAAACACGAAGGUAGACAAGCUAGCACGGAGUGCUCGGGAUCAGCCUCACAAUGUGUACUACAUCAACUCAGUUCCACCGGUCUCGCUCCAGGUACGGUCGUAG
Microthlaspi erraticum is the source of this 303-nucleotide messenger RNA. Lineage: Eukaryota; Viridiplantae; Streptophyta; Magnoliopsida; Brassicales; Brassicaceae. The record is from the annotation of a GenBank genome assembly.